GACUCGAGUUACAACCAACUCUUGUAAGCGAUCUGACCAGCGGGGCCGAGCGAGGAGAACACUGAAUAAUUCACACGUCUGUGCCUGGGUCACGGUUGCGGAGCAGAGGAGGACAUUUUCUUCUUCUUAAAAGCGACCCCGCGAGCAGGAACAUGCUGUGAAGCGACGGGUCCCUGCGCUGCCAGGAUGAAGGCUUGAGAGGUUUCCUCCGCAUUAACGUGACAUCUCUCUCCACACACACACCAACGCGCCCGGACACCGAGACCUGACAAUGGACUCCUUCAGCACCAAGAGCUUGGCCCUGCAGGCGCAGAAGAAGCUGAUGAGCAAGAUGGCCACCAAGAGCAUGGCCAGCCUCUUCAUCGACGACACCAGCAGCGAAGUGCUGGACGAGCUGUACCGCGUCACCAAGGAGUACACCCGAAACCGCAAAGAGUCCCAGAAGAUCAUCAAGAACCUGAUUAAGAUGGUGGUGAAGCUGGGGGUUCUCUUUAGGAACAACCAAUUCAACGGCGAGGAGCUGAUCCUAGUGGACAACUUCAGGAAGAAAGUCCACACUCUGGCCAUGACGGCGGUCAGCUUCCACCAGAUAGAGUUCACCUUUGACCGCCGCAUCAUGAGCGCCAUUUUGAACGAGUGCCGCGAGCUGCUGCACCAGGCCAUCAAACGCCACCUGACAGCCAAGAGCCACUCGAGAGUCAACCACGUCUUCAAUCACUUUGCCGACUGCGACUUCCUGGCCGCCCUCUACGGGCCCUCGGAGGUGUAUCGCGGCCACCUGCAGAGGAUCUGCAACGGCGUCAACAAGAUGCUCGACGACGGGAACCUCUGACCCCCCCCCCCCCCCCCCCCCCCCCGUUUGCCUCGUCUUCAGGCACCUUUACCUCUAGUCGCCCUUCAUGUAUCAUCUUUUAGUUGUUGUUUUUUUUUCCCAAGGUGACAAUCGUGAACAUUUUUCUACUUCCAUUUGUUGAGUUUGUGUUUGCGUGUCUUUCACAUAUUACUGUAACACUGAAAUUCUCUCUGCUAGUUAGACCAAAGACUUUUUUUUUUUUUUUUAAUCUCGUCCGACUUUCUGUUAUUUUACAGUAAACAAAACCCAUCAUUUUUUCUCUUUGUUUUAAAUGAAUGUAAAACUUAAUGCUCUUCAGUAUAUUCAGGGGUAGGAGCCUUGACAACUGUGCCUUGAACAUGUUUUCCCUUCAUUCCAAGGGCGCUGCGUUGGUGCUCUGACAUAAUCAAAAAGACACAAAUUCAGUUAUAUCUCUGUUUGGUGCCUUUUUUAAUAGACGACAAUGUUUCCGGGUGUAACAGAGGAGGAAAGAAAGUGAGUUUCCAUCUUUUUUUAAAUACCCAAGGAAAUAACGUAAUUCUUUUUUUUGUUUUGUUUUUGUGUUUUUCAAAAAGUAGUAUUGCACUCAAUCCUGAAGAAGCGCUGUACUGUACUGUACUUUUCCUGCAACAGUGAGACCAUGUGAAGCAUGGUGGUCAAGUAAUCCUGCCUAGGCUGCAUUUUGAAGCUCUCACCCUCAUGCACUGUACUCCACUCCAGGCUUGGCUUGUGUUUUAGAAGGCACCUAUAAACCCAGUUUGCCCUUUAACGGUCUGGUUUAUAGCCGCCACAACAAAGAUGAAGGAUUUGGGUCAUAAGGGGACCGUAAACUUGAAGGAAUUUAAUUGUUCUGUGUAUUGCUGAUUGUCCCAGCGCUGACUCGAGCGUCUCAUUGACUGUGCGCUCAUCAUUACUUCUUGAGCGCCAGAUGCAAAGAUUACUCUGGCAUUAGAUCAAAAUCUGUAAAACAAUGGACGUUGUUGCACUGGGGUCAGCGGCGUUGUGUUGCCUCGGCUUUAUCCUAACAACUCUGGUUUAAAAUCGGAUAGAUGUGAACUAGAAAGACUCUCCAUGCAGCUUUGUGUCUAUGGACAGGGCCGGGCCUAGUUAUUAGAGCAGAGACAAACACAGUACAUGAUUGUACUCUCUCUCUGCAAUUAUCGCUCCCGGCUCUGGGGUUGUAUAAUGGCCUGCAGCCUGCCUACGUCGACUAGUCCCUCCAUUUCCUCACAUGGCAGCGUUCAUGUUUUGAGAUGGACGUUUUCACGAUGCAAAUCCUAUUUAAUGGACUAAAAGCUGUUGUGUUUCUUCCUUAUGAAGGAACAUUUCACACAACCUUACAUAAUAGCCAUCUUUCCCUCUCAUUUCUUUUUUUGUGUGUGUUUGUAUCACUGAGCCUGACUUGGAGCCUGUUUUGCGCUGCGGCCUCAUUUUGUAUUCUGUGUGUGUGUGUGUGUUUGUGUGCAUACCUGUGAGAGAAUUGGAAAUUGAGCUGUGUAAUAAGCGCUGUGCUUCUCCAGAUAGGUUUGCUGAAACUUGUACUUCAUCCACAGCAGCUCUGCCAAAGAUAAGGUGACUGAUGCGACUCCAAAUGCCGCCUUCAUUUUUAUUUCCCCGUCAGAGGAACACUUCAGACAACAGUAUGCACUUGAUACCCUGCUAAUGGUGAUUAAUGAAGACAAAGGUGAUUUCGGUUCGUUUUUUUAAAAUUCUUACACGACUUCCCUGAGUUUCUUCUUGUUUGUUGAAUCCGACUGAGGCUUCGACGUAAAUCCUUUUCUUUAAGUCCCUGAGAACCGUUGACUUUAAUUGUCUUUUGGAUGCCAUUUUCUCCAAUCCCUCCACAUCUCAGGGUUAAGUUUAAAUCUCCCUAGUUUCAAAAUCCACCACGAUUGAAAGAUUAGGAACCUCUGCCGAAGCCUCAACUCUUCUUUUUUUUAACUAAAGCCCUCAAAUGAAGCAUGUGCUUCAUUUUGCGUUUUGACUUUUGAGGAUUGUGAACUGUUUGUAUUUUCGCUAAUGUACAUAUCAUUGUUUUUGUCUCUCUGCAUUGUAUCCAGACACGACAAAUAUAAUACAAUCUACUUUUUUAAAACAAUA
Platichthys flesus (European flounder) is the source of this 2932-nucleotide messenger RNA. It is a transcript of the gene tnfaip8l1, whose product is annotated as tumor necrosis factor, alpha-induced protein 8-like 1. Gene Ontology annotation, biological process: regulation of apoptotic process. The record is from RefSeq and is a predicted model, not a curated record. The coding region runs from base 272 to 832 and encodes 186 amino acids. Gene Ontology annotation, cellular component: cytoplasm. The transcript is spliced from 3 exons. Lineage: Eukaryota; Metazoa; Chordata; Actinopteri; Pleuronectiformes; Pleuronectidae.